Molecule: messenger RNA, 1048 nt
Organism: Polypterus senegalus (gray bichir)
Lineage: Eukaryota; Metazoa; Chordata; Cladistia; Polypteriformes; Polypteridae
Product: gastrula zinc finger protein XlCGF49.1-like
Exons: 3
Coding region: 287-1048 (253 amino acids)
Biological process (GO): regulation of transcription by RNA polymerase II
Molecular function (GO): DNA-binding transcription factor activity, RNA polymerase II-specific; RNA polymerase II cis-regulatory region sequence-specific DNA binding
Source: RefSeq, a predicted model, not a curated record
UCUUGAACUUCAAAAGCAUGAAACUGAGGAUAUUUUCAAGCAAGAGGCCUGUGAAGAAUCUCCAUCCAGUUUAAAGCCCUGGUCCACGAAUACGGGACGAUUGGCUAAACAGGAUAAUUCUGCAGAGCUGAAAUCAGAGUUAUCGGAGCCUGAAGAGAAAAUCACAGAGGGAAAUGGGAAAGAAGAGGAAGAGUCACCUUGGAGUGUGGAAAUAACUGUACAGAAGAAUGGCAGCUUCUCUCCAGCUUCAUUUGGUCAGCCCUCUCUUCAGUACAAUGAGAACAGUAUGAAGAAAAUAGCAAGAGGAUCAGAGAACCACACAGCAGCCUUUUUGCAGUGCAGUUCUCUCCCUGCUACUGGAGCAACACAGACAGAAGCCAUCAAAACUGAUAGACAGCAAGUGGAGAAAGAAAUCCAAAUUCAUACUGGAGAAAAAUGUUGUUUGGAAUGUGGCAAACAAUUCAAACACAAAAGUGAUCUUAAUAAACAUAUGAAGAUUCACACAGGAGAAAAACCUCAUUGUUGUCGAGAAUGUGGUAAGUCGUUCUCAAGGAGAAGCCACCUUCAGAACCACAGAAGAAUUCACACAGGAGAAAACCCUCAUUGCUGUCCAGAAUGUGGUAAAUCGUUCUCAAGGAGAAGCAGUCUUCGGAGUCAUAGAAGAAUCCACACAGGAGAAAAACCUCAUUCUUGUUCAGAAUGUGGUAAAUCGUUCUCAUGGAGACAUGAAUAUCAGUUGCACGGAAUAAUCCAUACCGGAGAAAAACCUCAUUGCUGUUCAGAAUGUGGUAAGUCCUUCUCAAGGACAAGCGACCUUCAGAAACACAAACGAAUCCACACAGGAGAAAAACCUCAUUGUUGUCCAGAAUGUGGUAAGUCGUUCUCAUUUAUAAGCUAUCUUCAGAGGCACAGAAUAAUCCACACAGGAGAAAAACUUCAUUGUUGCUCUCAGAAUGUGCGUCCACAGGAUAUGGUAUCCUGUACGGGGACAGAGACAGCCAAGCGACUCCCUGAGUGGGAGCGUCCAGAGGACCAGCAAAAGGACUGA